AUGAAUAAUCAAGAAGAAUUCGUUACCUAUGAAAAUGAAAUGGAAGAUGAUGAUGAUGAUGAUGAUGAUGAUGACGUUUGUGACGAAACAGAAGAGGAAGAUAUUUUAGUCUACGUUGAAUUUGAAGGUCCAUCAGAAUCUAAUAUCUUUUGCAAUGAAAAACUCCAAUUAGAUAUGAUUGCUCUAAAAUUAUGGACGGAAAAAAGAAACGAUCGGAUGAACGCAUUGGACGAGUUCAUAGAAAAGCAAAAACAACGUGAAGAAAAACGACGACAAGGUAUUGAAUUAAACUCUGAAUCUGACGAUGAUAUGCCAUAUGCAUUUAACAUUGAUAAUCCAAACGAUCCUCCAAUUGACCUAACCACUAUUGCAAAUGAUAAAAAUACCAAGCCUAAUUAUAAAAGUAAAUACAGAGAGAUCAACCAAGAGCUGACGGUGAUUGACCCAGGACCAUCAACAUCCAAAGACAGCGUUCCUUGGGUUAAUCCUAAACUAGAAGCUAACUCGGACUCUGAUGAUGAAUCACUCUCGCGUGAUGAAGGUGAAGGUGAAGGUGUACCAACAAGAGAACCUGAGCAAAGUACCAACGAGAGUAAUGAAGAUAAUAUUGACGAAAGCGAGGCUGCUGAAAUUUUAAAUCGUGACCCAGAUGAUAUUGUGGCUAGUUGUUUACUGGCUAGUGACGAAACAUCGAUGGAUCAAGACACCUCCCUUAAUGAUAAUGAUAAUGAUAAAAAUGGUGAUAAUGAAAACGAUGAUACUGACAUGAAUGAAGAGGAGAUAACCAAUUCCGAAUCAUCGGAUAAAUUAGAGGAUACUAUUGAAGAUAAAAAAGCAGAGAAGGAGAAGAAACGUGAGGCUAAGAUGAAAGAAAUCACAGAUAGGCUGAAGAAAAAAGCCAGAGAUGAAAAAACAAUUUCUGAGAUGUAA
Molecule: messenger RNA, 930 nt
Organism: Cotesia congregata
Lineage: Eukaryota; Metazoa; Arthropoda; Insecta; Hymenoptera; Braconidae
Source: the annotation of a GenBank genome assembly